This is a messenger RNA of Polistes dominula (European paper wasp), 3127 nucleotides long. Its product is annotated as sodium-coupled monocarboxylate transporter 2. NCBI's taxonomy places the organism in Eukaryota, Metazoa, Arthropoda, Insecta, Hymenoptera, Vespidae. Gene Ontology annotation, biological process: transmembrane transport; sodium ion transport. The record is from RefSeq and is a predicted model, not a curated record. Gene Ontology annotation, molecular function: symporter activity. Gene Ontology annotation, cellular component: membrane.
GCUGAGUCUUUCAGUACCACGACGUCGACUGACCAUGUCGCACGGUUUUUAAUACUGACUCAGAAACAAAACAGUAAUAAGUACUAUAAUCGUAAUACGAAUAAACUUACUUAUUCAGUGAACGUUUCGUUUUAUAUCAAUUGAACGAGCACGAUCGAUUUAUCAAUUCGAUUCGAAUAACUUGACCGAUUAUAAUUCACUCAUACACGUAUAUACCCAGUGACGACCGUCUUUAUUUUUGUUUUAAUAUUAAUACGAUUUUAAAUCAUAUCAAUCAUACUUACACGCAUAUAAAUAUAUAUCAAGUGAUCGUUUGUAUUUUAUUUUUCUAUUUUUCUUUAUAAUACUAAAAUACGAUUAAAUCUGUUAAAUCUAAAAUGCCGGUGCAAAUGAUCAAGUGAAUCGAUUAUUACGAGAUAGAAGAGAAAUGUUAUGUUUCAUAUAGCACGAAGAAUAUUACUACGAAAGAGAAGAAACAAGAAGUUGAAGAAGAAAAAGAAGAAGAAGAAGAAGAAGAAGAAGAAGAAGAAAAAGGACAAAAAGAAAAGAAGAAAAUAGGGACAAAGUAACGUGACUUCUUUCGUACACGGGCAAUCUGACGAGUAGUCUUCAAAGAGACUCACACACAGACUUUACACUAAGCUGACUCUUCUGAGCUACUACUACUACUACUACUACUAUUACUUUCUUACUCGAGGACUAGAUCUUCAAAACUUCAAGUACUAUUCUCGAUCCGGAUAGUUAAAAAUCAUCUAGCAACCUACUCUAGCAAGCUGGUUGGUUGGGUGGAUUGUAUUCCUGAAUCAAAAGUAAAACUCUGACGUUUCAAGAUGACCAUAGAAGCUUCUUCGAUGAUAGUAGAUUAUCUUGUCUUUAUUGCAUUCAUCGUGAUAUCCUUUGUACUACCAUUGUGGGGAAAAUUUCGACGAAAAACCAAAGAGACAAAGGCUGAAUAUGUCUUCGCAACUGGACACGUGUCCAUGGGGGCUAUGAUGUUAUCCAUUGCCAGAGGAACAUUAGGUGUCAGAAGUUUCUUAGGUUAUCCUUCUGAAUUAUAUUACAAAGGGAAUGCUAUGUGGGAAACGUUGUACGGUAUGCUUCUAGCAUAUCCAAUCGUUUGCUUUAUUUUCGUACCGGUUUAUUAUGAUCUUGGUAUUACAUCGGUUUAUCAAUACUUGGACAUGAGGUUCAAAUCUAAACUGGUCAGAUACAUUGCAAGUUUUUCUUACGUCAUAAGAAGUUUGUUAAAUUUAUCUGUGACAGUUUUUACGCCAUGUGUAGCGUUAAAAGCAGUCAUUGGUUUACCAUAUUGGGCAAGCAUAAUCGGUAUAGUCACAAUAUCGGUUAUUUUCACGCUAAUGGGAGGUUUAAAAGCUGCCAUAUUGUCGGACGUUAUUCAAGGAUUAAUGAUGAUCGGUAUAUCGAUAGUUUUAAUAGUUCAAGGUACAAUUGACGCGGGUGGUGUUAAAGAAGUCGUCAAUGUUACCGUAGAUCGUGGUCGUUGGGAAUUUUACAACUUCGACAUGGACCCAACGAUACGCGUGACAACUGUAUCAGCAGUGCUUGGUCAGCUGUUCAUGAGUCUAUCUAUUCUCGGAUGUCAGCAAAAUUUUGUUCAAAGAUAUUGCAGUAUGAAAAGCAAGAACGAAGUUGUAAAAACUAUGAUGGCAAACGUACCAACCAUUGCCGUUCUAUUCUCAUUAUCUUGGGUAGUGGGAAUGGUGAUCUUCGCCAACUACGCCGAUUGCGAUCCUCUGAGCAUGGGUUACAUCUCGAAAUUCGACGAGAUAGUACCGUUCUUCGUUCAAGACAAAUUCCUCAACAUGCCAGGUUUAUUAGGUCUGGUAAUGGCUACUUUGUUCAACAGUGCACUAACAUUAGCCGUAUCCAACCUAAAUUCUCUGGCAACAGUGACGUUCGAGGACUUUCUAAGUCAAAUUCCGGCAUUGAGUAAUCUCAAGGAUACCAUGCAAUUACGAACGAUCAAGAUAUUAUCCGUGUUCUACGGUUUGUUAAUAAUCGGUUUAAGUUUCGUCGUAGCUAUGUUAUCCGGUGUUAUAGAAUCUUCAAUGUUAAUGACAUCCGCAACAUCCGGACCACUUUUAGGAGUUUUUAUAUUAGCAAUGUUAGUACCGUGUGCCAAUUGGAAAGGUGCAUCAGCUGGAAUGAUAUUCAGUCAUGUUAUGACACUAUGGUUGACCUUUGGACAUUUAACUGUUCAAACGAAAGACGAUGUGUUACCUUUGUCAACUGAUGGAUGUAAAAACGAUACUUUUUCACCGUGGAUCACGAAACCUGGCAACGUGUUAUAUUCCGUGUCAAAUGUUUCAACCAUUGUCAACGAUUGGGAUAAUACAACGUCGAGUAUUUUAAAAGAAGAAACCUCCGACAAUACAUUAAUAUUUAUCUACGCUAUUACUUAUAUGUAUUACGCCCUGAUCGGCAGUUUAUCGACGGUUAUAGUUGGAAUAAUAGUCAGUUUAUUCACGGCUAAUGCCAAGGAAGAUGCUUACGAGUUAUACUUGUUACAUCCGUUAGCCUACAAAUUGUCAACACUAUUCCCAGGAAAAAAAAGACUUUACGCAAGUAGCACGCGUCUCGACAAUGGUAACAAUCCAACGAACGCAACUACAUCAUCCUCAAUAACCUCGAUUUCUAAUGGAAAUGAAAAGACCACCAAUAUGCUUCAAGGUACCUUAGACAAUAACGGUAAACAUCACUUCGACAAUGGUUACAUUCAAAAAUUAAACUCUUUGAAAGGUGCUACGUUGGAAGUUACUAAUGAAAUGUCUAAGGGUACGAGAUUAUGAAAAAUUGUUUACCUUUCCUUUUUUUAAAACGACUAGUCUAUUUUAUAAAAAUUACGAUUAAUACAAAUAGUGUUUCAUGAUAUUGUGCUUCGUACGAGGAUACUGCCAGGCUGUGAUGAAAUCAAAUUGAUUUAUUUUGAAGGAUAUAAAAAACAAACUAAAAAAAUACUUCGAUCGAAUUAUUCUAACUCGGUGAGAUGAAUACUUGUUAAUAGAUCCAAUACAUAUAUAGAUAUAUAUAUAUAUAUAUAUAUAUAUAUAUAUAUAUACACGUGCCAUAAAACUACGUUAGGACACGGUUGUUCAAAAAAAAAAAA